GAUCAAGGUUGUAUAAGCGGGCAACUGCGUCUCCGAGUCCCUAGUGUUGCUGCCUGGCCGUGGCCCAACGAGCUCAGCAGUGUGCCCAGUCCACGGGGAGCGUCCAGUCUCUACACCUUUCCUACGAGUGCAGUGCCCAUCCUAGUGUGUCAGCAUGGCCCUCAGCAGGCACCUCCUCCGCGGCGUGGGCUGGCGAGUGGCCCCUCAGCUGUGCAGGGCCCAGCAGACCUCAGCCCAGCCAGCCGCCAUAACUACAGACAAGAAGGAGGCCCCAAAAGCCAAAUUCGACUGGCGCGAUGCCCUCAACUUGGAGAGUCAGCUCACCGAGGACGAGAUCAUGAUUCGCGACACCUUCCGAGACUACUGCCAGGAGAAGCUCAUGCCCAGGAUCAAGGAGGCGAACAGGCAUGAAAAAUUUGACCGGGACAUCAUGUCGGAGAUGGGGGCCAUGGGCGUGCUGGGGCCAACCAUCCACGGGUAUGGGUGUCCCGGAGUGUCCUCUGUGGCCUACGGACUUAUUGCCAGGGAGGUGGAGCGUGUCGACUCGGCCUACAGGUCGGCAAUGUCUGUGCAGUCUUCCCUAGUCAUGUACCCCAUCUGGGACUUUGGCACAGAGGAACAGAGGCUCAAAUACCUCCCUAAACUAGCCAGGGGAGAGCUGGUGGGUUGCUUUGGCCUGACAGAACCCAACCACGGCAGUGACCCGGCGGGCAUGGAGACUCGCGCCAAGUAUGUCCCCUCCGACAAGGUGUACCUCGUCAGCGGCUCCAAGACAUGGAUCACGAAUUCCCCCAUCGCUGACGUCUGUGUGGUCUGGGCCAAGUGUGAGGACGGGCACAUCCGUGGGUUCAUCCUGGAGAAGGGCAUGCCGGGCCUCGACUGUCCCAAGAUCCAGGGCAAGUUCUCCCUCCGCGCCUCCGACACUGGCAUGAUCCUGAUGGACGAGGUGCCGGUGCCUGAGGAAAACAUGCUGCCUGGUGUUAAGGGCCUAAAGGGCCCCUUCAGCUGCCUCAACAACGCCCGCUUCGGAAUCGCAUGGGGCGCCCUGGGAGCGGCCGAAUUCUGUCUGGAGGCAGCCCGCAACUACACCCUUGAGAGGAAGCAGUUUGGGCGCCCCUUGGCCAACACCCAGCUGAUCCAGAAGAAGAUGGCCGAUGCCCUCACAGAGAUCUCCCUCGGUCUUCAGGGCUGCGUGCAUGUUGGGCGUCUCAAGGAUGAGGGAAAGGCCACUCCAGAGAUGAUCAGCCUCUUGAAGCGUAACUCCUGCGGCAAGUCACUGGACAUCGCGCGUGCCUGCCGGGACAUGCUGGGUGGGAACGGGAUCUGCGACGAGUACCAUAUCGUGCGGCAUGUCAUGAAUCUCGAGGCUGUCAACACUUAUGAAGGCACCCAUGACAUCCACGCCCUGAUCCUGGGGCGUGCCAUCACAGGACUGCAGGCUUUUAGUGGACAGUGAGGUACAGGAAAACUAGUAAAAAGGUCCACUGUCAAAGUACCCGAGCCUUUGAAGUGAGAGUCUGCCUUUUAGCAUGUACAGGAACACAGAUAAGGUGCUUCAUUUUACCCUACAACAGCCUUAUUUUUAUGCAUGUACAGUAGACCCUUCAUUUACUGUGUUUAUUUUCUAGGAUUUUAUUAUAACAUGCCCUUAACCUAACUCCUUCACACACACACACACACAUACACACCCAAAAAAAGUCCUAUCAAUCCCUUAUCAAUAAAUCACACUGAAAUAUUACCUUUCUUUCUGUAAUACCUAUCUCAUGUUCAUUAAAGGGUCUUCUGUGUUAUUUUUUCUAUGUCUGUUUGAAUGUUAGCUUAUUAGGAAGGGAAAAGCAUCACUAUGAGUCUUUGUUUUCUCUUCUAGUAAGGAAAUAUGAGAUGUUUACUGUAAAAGGGGUGACUGAACUAAUUAAGAUGGUAUUCUAUUCUUUGAUGGCAUCUGGCAGUGGCUGAACUCUCGCUGCAUUGUGUGGUGAAGGAGGUUAAGGAAAAAGCGACCUUAACCCGGUAGCAGCGACGGGCCAAAUUUGUGGCUUUACCGUAUACCAGCGAUGGGCCAAAUUUCUGCCAUGAUAUAAACCUCCCAAAAUAGAUGAUGCAUAAACUGAUCACACAUGCGUUGAUAUAUAUUAUGAAAUGGUUUGCGUGAGUGAUGAUUCUUUCUCAUUAUUUUACUUAGAGGGGCCUUUAACCUAACCUAACCUAACCUAACCUUAGAAACAUGACCCCCGCAGCUACCGGGUUAAAGUGGUUGAUUCAUAGUCGUAAAGUUGCGUGAUUUUUCUGUUAAACUUGGCUGGUGGGGCGUGUAGAGUGCAGAUUCUGGUGCUUGCUUUAGAACACAAUUUGCUCAAAGUUAAUACACUGGCAAGCCAUCCUAUUUACAUUAUAUGCCUCAUAUGUAAUAGUUGCAACAGGGUAUACUCAGUUUUAGUCCUGGUUUCAUUGGGUAUUCCUGUAUAAAUGUAUGUUUGUUUUUCUGUAUGGGAGAGUAUGUGGAUCUAUUUUCAGUUCUUCAUCUUCUCCUCCUCCAUUAUCUUCUUGGGGCUUGGAUAUCUAGUGGGUCAGAGCAAAUGGGUUUAAGCUGUCAAAAGGAGGAAGAAGAUGAAGAAGAAGGAGAAGAAGAGGAUGUGAGAAGGCAAAGAAGUGUUAUGUUAUAUUUCUAUACCAAUGUCAAUACUUUCAAAAUUGUGGUGUGUAAGGAGGAGGUUGUCGGGGUGAAGGGAAGGGAAGAGCUGUAGUGAUAGUGUAGGAGUAUAUGUUUAAGGAGGUUAUUAGACUAGCCAGGAUGAAGGAAGGGGAAGGAAAUGGUAGAACUGUAGUGUUAGCUUUUGAGUGUGUUUGUAAAGAGAGUGUUGGACUAGCCAGGAUGAAGGAAGGGGAAGGAAAUGGUAGAACUAUAGUGUUAGCUUUUGAGUGUGUUUGUAAAGAGAGUGUUGGACUAGCCAGGAUGAAGGAAGGGUAAGGGGAAGGAACUGUACGGUAGUGUUAGCUUAGGAGUGUAUUUGUAAAGAGUGCGUUAGACUAGCCAGGAUGAAGGAAGGGUAAGGGAAGGGAAGGGACUGUAGCUUUAGUGUAUCAGGGUGUAGAGAUGUGUGAAUGAGCCUGAGAUAAAACUCGAAAAAAUAAAUGUUGAAAUAUGCGUGACAGGUGAAUAUGUGAAAGUCCGAGUGCCAUAGUUCAUUCAAGUGAGGAGAGGAUAAGUGAAGCGACUCGAUUGGAAAGCAGGAAUAGGAAUAGGAAUAAACGAAACUUUCCAACUUUCAUCACUGACACCAUGUUUUCUUUUUGUGUUUCCCGGCAAAGGAGGCAGCUCAAUGGCGGAUAAACGAAAACAAUAAAAAUAAAGCCCACAAAUGCUGCUCCUACAAAAGAAAAUAUUACGAGAGGCUGAAAGUUACCCAAAGAUCCGUGCAAAAGUCAAAUUGAUGGGGAUACUAUAGUGUUUUUGUGUGCUUUAGGGAUAGUUAGGGUCUUGAAGAAGGACCUCAAUUUUGAAAACAUUAUUGUAUCUGUAUUGAUUAGAAUUUUGUGAGUCUUAUGAAGGGGCCAAACUCUUAUUCUAUGGCUCUUGUGUGGAUAAUCUUACAAUGCUUCCAUAAUAUUGUGACUUAGCUAAAUACUUUGUGGAAGACUUUCUACUGAGCUAUAAAGAGGUCAUCUAAAAAAAACUUUGUGAGACUUUUAUGAAGGGGCCAAACUCUUAUUCUAUGGCUCUAGUAUGGAUAAUCUUACAUUGCUUCCAUAAUAUUGUGACUUAGCUAAAUACUUUGUGGAAGACUUUCUACCGAGCUAUAAAGAGGUCAUCUAAAAAAAACUGUGAGACUUUUAUGAAGGGGCCAAACUCUUAUUCUAUGGCUCUUGUGUGGAUAAUCUUACAUUGCAUCCAUAAUAUUGUGACUUAUUGCAGCUAAAUACUUUGCGGAAGAUUUUUUACCGAGCCAUAAGGAGGUCAUCUAAAAAAAACCCUACUAUCUCUCUUUCUAUAAAUAUAUUACAUGCUGAAGGAUAUUCACCGAGUAUCCUGCCUGAAGAAUCUGACCGUCCUUGUCACUUGGCUGUGUGAAAGGAGUUUGUACACUAUGUUAAGAAGUUAUGCAAUGUAGAAGUCUGUGCUAAUUAUAUUUUAAUAAAUUAUAUAUUACACAUUUGA
This is a messenger RNA of Eriocheir sinensis (Chinese mitten crab), 4156 nucleotides long. RefSeq names its product glutaryl-CoA dehydrogenase, mitochondrial-like. The transcript has 10 exons. Gene Ontology annotation, biological process: fatty-acyl-CoA biosynthetic process; fatty acid beta-oxidation using acyl-CoA dehydrogenase. The record is from RefSeq and is a predicted model, not a curated record. Lineage: Eukaryota; Metazoa; Arthropoda; Malacostraca; Decapoda; Varunidae. The coding region runs from base 155 to 1456 and encodes 433 amino acids. Gene Ontology annotation, molecular function: fatty-acyl-CoA binding; glutaryl-CoA dehydrogenase activity; flavin adenine dinucleotide binding. Gene Ontology annotation, cellular component: mitochondrial inner membrane.